AUGGCGUUGCAGAAUGUUUUUGAAGGAGUCAACAAAGAGGACGAACUGGAGGAGGGUGAGGAAGCUGAGUCUUAUGCAACCACAGGGUCUGCAGUUGUUUUGGUUAAGAGUUGCAAUGAUCCUAACGUGGACGAAGUGGUGCUUGUCAUGGAGGAACAGUCCACAGAGCCCCACGAAGUGCUUGCCCACAUCUCUGAAAGGAUCAUCGAGCUCUUCUUGAACGAUUCAGUAAAGCAGUUCAAUGCCAAUGCGGUCACUGGUAUAGAUACUGAUCUCAAAAUGUUUGAGACAUUUGCAGAGGGCAUGUCUAGCCUGUUUGUGGACUCAGGUCAAGAAUCUGCAAAAAAUGAAAUGAAGGGUGCACUAGUGGAAGCAAGGCAGCUAGUGAAUCUUCCUAUGAGCAAUAGUCCAGAGAAUUUCCUAAAUCCAGUGAUCCGUGAAAAGAGCUAUAACAAGCUAGAUUAUAGAAAGGUUGCAAUCAUCUCAGAGAAGUUUAGAGAUACCUCAGAGAGUUAUUUCUCAACGUUUGGGACAAGGGGUACCAGGCAGAACCCAAAGAAGAAAUCUCUGGAUACCCUGAUCAAGAGGCUCAGAGAAGGCCAGUUAGAUAUCCUCCCUGCUGGGCUUUGGAGUCCAAUUUACCUUGCUGUUUGGGUAUAUUGA
This is a messenger RNA of Miscanthus lutarioriparius, 663 nucleotides long. Lineage: Eukaryota; Viridiplantae; Streptophyta; Magnoliopsida; Poales; Poaceae. The record is from the annotation of a GenBank genome assembly.